CUGAGAACAACGACUUUUCAUUGUCUCUUUACUCUUUAGGCAGAGCAAACACCGAUUGGCCGCCACCAACCAUCAUCGCCACCAUUAUGGCUAAGCGAUCCAAAGCUCAAAUACAAACCGAAAUUUCCCAAAACCCCUCCAUUUCCCCCAAAAUACCAUUCCGACCCCGCAAAAUCCUAAAACUCUCCAAUACCCCCACCACCAAGCCCCUCACCUCCUCCUCCUCCACUCUCCCCAAAACCCUAAACCCAUUAACCUCCCAAUCCGAAGUCGACCUCGCCCUCCAACACUUACGCAGCUCCGACCCGAAUUUAACGGCUCUGAUCGACUCAUACAGCCCUCCGUCGUCGUUUGAUUCUGGCCGUCCAUUUCUAUCGCUCGCAAGAAGCAUUCUUUACCAGCAACUUGCCACCAAAGCCGCUCAAUCGAUCUACACCCGAUUCAUUUCGCUCUGCGGAGGCGAGGAAUCAGUGGUCGCCGACGUCGUUGCAUCGCUCUCGGCCCAGCAGCUCUGAAAUAUCGGCGUCUCGGGCCGAAAGGCUUCGUAUCUUCAUGACUUGGCCGAGAAGUACAGUGAUGGGACGUUGUCCGAUUCUUCUAUUCUGGAAAUGGACGAUGAGGCUCUGCUCACAAUGCUCACCGUGGUGAAGGGAAUUGGGGCUUGGUCGGUCCACAUGUUCAUGAUUUUCUCACUUCGCAGACCGGAUGUGCUUCCGGUCGGCGAUCUCGGUGUGAGGAAAGGAGUGCAGUUACUGUAUGGUUUGAAGGAGUUGCCGAAGCCAUUGGAGAUGGAGCAGUUGUGUGAGAAAUGGAGGCCUUAUAGGUCUGUUGGGUCUUGGUACAUGUGGAGGUACAUGGAGGCCAAGGGGGUCUUAUAGUAGCAAUUGUGGAGGGCUCUUAUGGUUUUGGAACUUUUUCGAAUUCUCGGGUAAUGGAACUUUCGCUCUGAACUAAUUCAAUCUUAAGAAUCACUUUUGUAGUUUGUGUAUAUUUGUUGUAUCAUUGAAGAAUUUCUGAACUGGUUCAUUGGUUUAUCAUUGUUAGACUGAAAUUUGAAUCUUAAGUUACUUUGUAAUC
Prunus dulcis (almond) is the source of this 1077-nucleotide messenger RNA. RefSeq names its product DNA-3-methyladenine glycosylase 1. The transcript has a single exon. Gene Ontology annotation, molecular function: alkylated DNA binding; DNA-7-methylguanine glycosylase activity; DNA-3-methyladenine glycosylase activity. NCBI's taxonomy places the organism in Eukaryota, Viridiplantae, Streptophyta, Magnoliopsida, Rosales, Rosaceae. Gene Ontology annotation, biological process: DNA alkylation repair; base-excision repair; base-excision repair, AP site formation. Gene Ontology annotation, cellular component: protein-DNA complex; nucleus. The record is from RefSeq and is a predicted model, not a curated record.